AUGCGUAGCCUCCAGACUGCAUUGGACUCAACCGGGGGCAUGAACACAAGUGAUCAGCUGAUCGCAACAGUGUGCUUGCUUUGUGCCUGGGAGCUCCAGUUCGGUGAUGAGCUCUCGGCAAUAGCACACAUGACAGGACUGAAGACGAUGGUGAACCUGCGUGGAGGUUUCCAUGACGCCACCUUUCCNCCCAUUGUCCGUCGCUUGGUCGGCUUCGUUACCUACGACCAGCUAUGGUAUUCUGGGAUGGAACCCGUGUAUGUGCCACAGGGAUUGAACAAGCCCUUGAUGGGCGAUAUGCGCAGCCUUGGAUUGCCGGUGGGCUUCGCGUCCUUUGUUAAACUCCACCGAGUCUGCGCAAUUGCACCUUCAACCUUGGGAUUCAUCUCGGAGAUCAACCUCAUCAUGAAGAGAACCCGGCAUCGAAAAUAUGCUCUGCUUGACGUUCAAUCGCGUCUACUCGAGUACAACUUUCUGGACAACGUAACGAGCAACUUUUCUCCAGUUCAAACUUCCAUUGACGACACGAUAUCAGUUCAAGCUGAAAUACAUAUUAAGCUUGCUCUGUUGUCACUUAUCUCUCACCGUCGGGACGACAACUCCGGACAGUAUUGGGAGAUGAGCAGCUCUCUGGUUCCUGAAGUUUUGAUCAACACUAUCUACGCCGAGGUUGGCGUAUGGGCACUGUUCUCGAUAUGCAGUACAAUGCGGAUGCCACCUCCCGUGCUGCUGGAUGGAUUGGAGAAGCUGGUCUCGAGUCUUUCCAUCACUGACUGGUCAUUCGCCGACAUGACUUUACGACAAUAUCUGUAUCCGCUGGACGGCCUUGAUGUUGCUGCGAGAAUGCUGUGGGAUCGAAUGACGCCGAACAAACCAACGAUAUUCGAGCAGAACAAUCUUUCGAGGUUUCAUGUUGCCGCAUAUAGACGCAAUGAAGAGCCAUUCGCUUGA
Messenger RNA from Aureobasidium vineae, 951 nucleotides. The record is from the annotation of a GenBank genome assembly. Lineage: Eukaryota; Fungi; Ascomycota; Dothideomycetes; Dothideales; Saccotheciaceae.